AUGAAGCUCACCACUGCUCAGCUGCUCCUUGCCGGAGCUGGUCUCUCUGGCUUGACGGCCGCGCUGCCGCACAGAGACAGCCCCCAGCAGCGCUUCCUCAACGGCCUCGCCCUGCCCGACAAGUACGCCGGCCGCCACCGUCCGUACACUCCGGGCCACCGCGACAAGCUCGACAGAUACAUUGAUCCCGAGCAGGACGACCUGGAUCCCCUGCCCUGGCGCAAUGGCCGCGGAGCCAGCGUCCUCGGACCGUACAACCGCGAUCGCUCGCGCCAGAGCCCAGACUUGGUGCGCCCGCCUAGCACAGACCACGGCAAUGUCGCCAACAUGCGCUGGAGCUUUGCCGACUCUCACACUCGCAUCGAGGAAGGCGGAUGGACGAGACAGACCACCGUCCGCGAGCUCCCCACCAGUGUUGAGCUGGCCGGCGUCAACAUGAGACUCGACUCUGGUGUCAUUCGCGAGCUCCACUGGCACAAGGAGGCCGAAUGGGCCUACGUCCUCGAGGGCAGCGUCCGAGUGACGGCUCUCGACUACGAAGGCGGCAACUUCAUCGACGACCUCAACAAGGGCGACCUCUGGUACUUUCCCAGCGGCGUCCCGCACUCGCUGCAAGGCCUGGGCGAGAAUGGCACCGAGUUUCUGCUCAUCUUUGACGACGGCAGCUUCUCCGAAGAGUCUACCUUUAUCCUGACGGACUGGCUCGCUCACACACCCAAGAGCGUCAUUGCCGAAAACUUUCACCUCGCCCCCGAAGUCUUCCACCACCUCCCCAAGAGCGAAAAGUACAUCUUCCAGGGCUCCCAGCCCGGCUCCGUCGACGAGGAGCGCCCGCGCGGCCGCAACGUCAAAAAGUCAAAGUACCAGUUCACGCACAAGAUGCUCGACCAGCCGCCCAAGAAGACGUCGGGCGGCGAGGUGCGCGUCACCGACAGCACCAACUUCCCCAUCUCCAAGACGGUCGCGGCCGCGCACGCCGUCAUCGAGCCCGGCGCGCUGCGCGAGAUGCACUGGCACCCCGUCGCCGACGAGUGGUCGUACUUUAUCCGCGGCAAGGCUCGCGUCACCAUCUUCGCCGCCGAGGGCAACGCCCGCACCUUCAACUACGUCGCCGGCGACGUCGGCAUCGUCCCCAAGAACAUGGGCCACUUUGUCGAGAACAUUGGCGACGAGCCCCUCGAGAUGCUCGAAGUCUUCCGCGCCGACCAGUUCCGCGACUUUUCCCUCUUCCAGUGGAUGGGCGAGACGCCGCAGCGCAUGGUCCUCGACCACCUCUUUGCCGACGACAAGGAGGGCGGCGAAAAGUUUUGGGAGGCCGUCCGCGACCCCAGCAAGGAUGAGAUUACGGACCCGGAAAAGAGCCUCUCCCACGAGGAAGACAAUGACGAGGAGCUGUAA
Messenger RNA from Akanthomyces muscarius, 1398 nucleotides. RefSeq lists its product as uncharacterized. The record is from RefSeq and is a predicted model, not a curated record. Bases 1 to 1398 code for a protein of 465 amino acids. Gene Ontology annotation, biological process: oxalate metabolic process. NCBI's taxonomy places the organism in Eukaryota, Fungi, Ascomycota, Sordariomycetes, Hypocreales, Cordycipitaceae. The transcript has 3 exons.